Notolabrus celidotus (New Zealand spotty) is the source of this 2732-nucleotide messenger RNA. It is a transcript of the gene col10a1b, whose product is annotated as collagen, type X, alpha 1b. The record is from RefSeq and is a predicted model, not a curated record. The transcript has 3 exons. Bases 164 to 2137 code for a protein of 657 amino acids. Gene Ontology annotation, molecular function: protein binding. NCBI's taxonomy places the organism in Eukaryota, Metazoa, Chordata, Actinopteri, Labriformes, Labridae.
GACCGGCUUGGUAUAAAUACCUUGAGCCCAGUGCCCUGGGAAGCAGCAGCAGCCGCUCAGACAGACAGACUCCACAUCUAAAGGAUAUAAGAGUGCCGGGACAGCAGCCUCCCGACCCCCACACUGUUAAGGAGCGUAAACCUUCCCGGUUUAGCUUCCCAAGAUGGACCUGAGGGUAACAAGCGUUCUCCUCGUCCUCCUGGCCCUGGCCGAGGCGACCCCUGAGAGAUACUACCAUGUACCCAAAGUGAGCAAGGCUCCCUACCCCGUCAAGAGUCAUGCCGUUGCAGGUCAGGAUGGUCCUCAAGGUCCUCCAGGUGAGCAAGGACCAAUGGGACCACCUGGACCCCCUGGAAAGAGUGGUGUAGGACAUGCUGGACAACCAGGCCCACAAGGGCCACCCGGACCCCCUGGCCACUCUUAUCCAGGUAAACCCGGUGCCCCAGGGGGAAAUGGAAAACCAGGUAGUCCUGGCAUUCCCGGUGAGAGAGGUUCCACUGGAGCACCUGGACAAAUGGGUCCCAGGGGUGGACCCGGUACACCUGGAUCCCCUGGACCUGCUGGACUUACUUCUGUUGGAAAACCUGGACCAGGUGGCAUUCCUGGAGCAAUGGGACCAAGAGGAGAGGCUGGUUUUAAGGGACAUCCUGGUAUUCCUGGUAUUCCUGGUCUCAAGGGAGAGAGAGGCAUUGGAGUCCCUGGGGUUCAAGGGGCAUCAGGACCAGUUGGACCAAUGGGCCCAUCUGGCAUGCCAGGCAAACCUGGAGUUGGUCAAACUGGUGCCACUGGCUACCCAGGAGAGCCUGGCAAGUCUGGCAUUCCAGGAAGAGAUGGUGCUCCCGGUGCAAGUGGUAUGCCAGGAGCAAAAGGUCACACAGGAGCUCCAGGCACAGGUGCAUCAGGAAAACCAGGCCAGAAUGGUACCCCAGGCAUGCCCGGACCUAUGGGUGCUAAAGGUCCACAAGGUCCAGCUGGUCAGCCAGGCUCCCCUGGCAUGCCAGGAGUUGGCAAGACAGGUGAAUCUGGAAUUCCAGGUGGCAGAGGAUCUCCCGGUAGUCCUGGAACAACUGGUCAGAAAGGAGAGCCAGGUCCUACUGGUUUUACUGGUCAAUCAGGUGCUCCUGGUCCUAUUGGCCCAGCAGGUCCACAGGGUGCAAGAGGAUUCCAGGGUGAGUCAGGCCCAAAUGGGCCCAAAGGUGAUAUUGGUAUGGUUGGUGCACCAGGCCCAAGGGGAACCAAAGGUGAGCAGGGAGCUCAGGGUUUCACUGGAAAACCAGGUAGCCCCGGAGCAGUAGGUCCUGCUGGACUACCAGGUCAUCAUGGUGCUCAAGGUUCCAAGGGUGAAAAAGGCCAUGGUGGAGCCCCAGGAAUGCCCGGUUCAAACGGUGGCCCAGGACCAAAAGGACACACAGGACCUGCAGGAUCAUCAGGAAAACCUGGUGAAAUGGGAAGGCCAGGAGGCAUGGGCCAAGUUGGACCCCCUGGUCCAUCAGGUCCCUCUGGGCUUAAGGGCCAUCCAGGUCUUCCAGGCCCACCUGGCCCAGCUGGCCAGGUUGCUAAAGGACUUGCUGGCCCUCAUGGUCCCCCUGGAAUUCCAGGUGCCAGAGGUCAAGAUGGUCUCCCAGGACCCUCUGGUCCCCCAGGUCCACCUGGUGCACCAGGAGAGGUGAUUUACCACCACGAGAAAGCCAUGCCAGUCAAGUCUCAUGAAGUUGUGAUGCCUCAUGAGAUGAUGAAGGCCCCCAUGUCUGCCUUCAGUGCUGUGCUGACCCAGGCCUACCCUCCAGCUGCAACCCCUAUUGUGUUCAACCAGGUUCUGUAUAACGGUGAGCAGCAUUACGACAGUCACAGUGGUGUGUUUUCCUGCCAGGUCCCAGGCCUGUACUACUUCAGCUUCCAUGUCCAUGUCAAUGGUGCAAAUGCUCUUGUAGCUCUCUACAAAAAUGAUGAGCCAGUUCUUUUCACCUAUGAUGAGUACAACAAGGGCUUCCUUGAUCAGAUGUCAGGCAGCACAGUCCUCAACCUGCAUCCUGGUGACAGAGUCUACGUUCAGGUCCCUGAUGAGGAGAGUAAUGGUAUAUUUGCAGCUGACAAUGUUCACUGCAUUUUCUCUGGGUUCUUGAUUGCCUCAACGUGAUUUCACAAAAUUCCCUUAUAAACCUCACAACAUUACAAAACAUAGAACUGCUCAGAGAAAUGAAUCAGGUUAAAACUCAAAACUGAGAAUUUAGAAAGAAGAAAGGUAAUCUUAACAAGUAAAAACUGCCUCAUUUAUUUCUGUACAAUAAUCAGAAAGUCUUUAAUUUGUUACUUGACCAACAAAGGUAUUAAUGUAUAAUACUUUAAAAUUGAUGGUUCAACUUGACCCCUUUAUCCAGUUGCCCCACUGUGUGUGGCUUACAGUUUUAGAAAACGUGAGAAAAUAUUGACACAGAUUUCUUAAGUGGUGCUUUACAUCUGCCUGUAACAUUUACAGUACGCCUUUUACAUGUGUUUAUUUUUUUAAUGUCUGUUGUUCAAGAUUUUUCCUGUGAUAUGAAUACGAAAGACACGCAAAACUGUUGUACUUUAUGUCAUUAGAGAUCAGCACACUCACAAGCACUGUGACAAAAAGAACAAUGCAGAAUGAGAAAAUCAAACUGAUUGUUUCAAACAACAAUGUCCCAUUGGAUGUGUUAAGUUGUGUACCACUUACCGACCAAAACACAGAAUAAAACUUAUAGUUUGAAAAA